AUGUUCCCUAUGUUCUAUCGAAGCAUGUUCAGCGAUCGGAUCACUCCACUGCUUUUGCUGGCAAUCUCGUUCAUCUCAUUACUUUACUUCGCUGUCUACUUCAUGGGUAUGUUUGAUUUCGUCGACGGCUGCAGUUUCUACUACGAUCACCAGUACAAGGUGUGGACCUUUGGCGUGGAGCAGUGCAGCCAGAAAAUGGCCUUCUAUAUCGACAUGUGUUACAAUGUCUCAAUCUUCGUGGUCAUAUGUGGCAUUGAUAUGGUGGUAUUCGUGCACCUGAGAUCAGCAACAAAGAAAAUGAUUGCACUUACUGGAACAGCGGCAGAAGCGCACAAUAAGCGCCGGCUCAGGAAAGAAACGCGACUAUCGUCAGAGGUCAGGUUUAAUCUUCAAGUCGAAGCUGUGCGAACGCCAAAGUUAGGAAAAGCAGCUGUUCUCAACAAGUGCACGGUCGGUGUGCAGCUCAAUGGCCGCUAUCUCGUAUUGACAACGGUUGAAGCGACGAAUCUUCGCGUUUCGUUGGCGAAUGAUGCAUCUCUUGAUGUUGACCUUGGCUGGACAUUUAUUGUUUCAUUUCUUUUCGAUUUGAAUAAACAAAUCAUUCCUGAGCUCCUGCAUGUAUUCGUUUAUGCUUCUCUGUUUUCACCUGAUAACAAGAGUGAUAUCAAGUGGAUUUGGUCUAUUCAUGUGUACUACGUUCAUAUGGGCGUUUUCUCACGCCAUUGGAGGGUUGAUUCUGAUAUGCUUCAAUCCCGAGAUUCGGAGGCAUCUUGUGGGUAUUCGACAUUUCCUCAACUUCCUCAAGGACCCCGUCACUGUGUCCUUGAUUAG
Ostertagia ostertagi is the source of this 831-nucleotide messenger RNA. The record is from the annotation of a GenBank genome assembly. Lineage: Eukaryota; Metazoa; Nematoda; Chromadorea; Rhabditida; Trichostrongylidae.